Messenger RNA from Tupaia belangeri chinensis (Chinese tree shrew), 4744 nucleotides. RefSeq names its product tudor domain containing 9 (gene TDRD9). Gene Ontology annotation, molecular function: RNA binding; helicase activity; ATP binding. The record is from RefSeq and is a predicted model, not a curated record. The coding region runs from base 48 to 4220 and encodes 1390 amino acids. The transcript has 36 exons. NCBI's taxonomy places the organism in Eukaryota, Metazoa, Chordata, Mammalia, Scandentia, Tupaiidae. Gene Ontology annotation, cellular component: intracellular anatomical structure.
UCCCGCGCUGCGCUCCGGCGGUUGAGGCGGAGGCUCGGGUUUCGAGCAUGCUGCGCAAGCUUACCCUCGACCAGAUCAACGACUGGUUCACCAUCGGCAAGACCGUGACGAAUGUGGAGCUGCUGGGCUUGCCGCCUGCCUUUCCGGCCGAGGCGGCCAGGGACGAGGCGCAGGGCAAGGAUGUGGCCCCCGGCGCCAGCCCCGAGGCCCAGGCCCUGGCCCCUGCUCCGGCCGGGGUUCCGGCUCCCGCCCCUGCUCCCGUCCAGCCAGUCCCAGGGCUGGGGAGGUCACCUGGCCAGAGGAGCUCAGAAAUGGACUAUAUUAACAAGUACAGGCAACUUGAAGCACAAGAACUUGCCACGUAUCGUGGUAGUGACCGCCCAGCUAGCGAACCAGGUCAGAGGCCCCCUUUGGCUAAAUUAAGCAACGCGACGUGCAUCCCAGAGGCAACGUACAAAUACCCUGAUUUGCCCAUCAAUCGAUGUAAGGAAGAGAUCAUUUCUUUGAUAGAAAGUAAUUCUGUGGUCAUUAUACACGGGGCCACAGGGAGUGGUAAAAGUACUCAACUCCCGCAGUAUGUCUUGGAUCAUUGCACUCAACACUCCACCUAUUGCAACAUUGUGGUCACCCAGCCACGGAAGAUCGGGGCCAGCAGCAUCGCCAGGUGGAUCAGUAAAGAGCGCUCCUGGACUCUGGGUGGCUUGGUGGGCUAUCAGGUAGGGCUAGAGAAAAUAGCAACCGAAGAUACUAAGUUAAUUUAUAUGACAACUGGAGUCCUGCUUCAAAAAAUAGUCAGUGCCAAGAGUCUGAUGGAGUUCACGCACGUCAUCAUCGACGAGGUUCAUGAGCGAACUGAAGAAAUGGAUUUUCUGCUGUUGGUUGUCCGCAAACUUCUAAGAACAAACUCACGUUUUGUGAAGGUGAUCCUGAUGUCAGCUACCAUCAGCUGUAAAGAGUUUGCAGACUACUUUGCCGUUCCUGUCCAGGACAAGAUGAGCCCUGCGUACAUCUUUGAAGUGGAAGGCAAGCCCCACUCAAUUGAAGAGUAUUACCUCGAUGACUUGGGCCACAUUCAUCACAGCAGGCUUCCUCCUCAUCUCCGGGAAGAACCAAUGAUAACCAAGGACAUAUAUGAAGUUGCUGUCUCCCUAAUUCAGAUGUUCGAUGAGUUAGAUAUGAAGGAGAGUGGGAGCAGGACCUGGUCGGCUGCCCAGUUCGUGGCGGAGCGGAGCAGCGUGUUGGUGUUCCUGCCAGGCCUGGGUGAAAUAAACUACAUGCAUGAACUUCUAACAAAUAUGGUCCACAAAAGGUUACAGGUCUACCCGCUGCACUCGAGCGUGACCCUCGAGGAGCAGAACAACGUGUUCCUGAGCCCGGUCCCUGGGUACAGAAAGAUCAUUCUGUCCACCAACAUCGCAGAGAGCUCUGUCACAGUCCCCGACGUCAAAUACGUUAUAGAUUUUUGUUUGACCAGAACACUGGUUUGUGAUGAAGAUACGAAUUACCAAAGUCUGCGGCUUAGUUGGGCCUCUAAAACCAGCUGUAACCAGAGAAAAGGUCGCGCUGGACGAGUGUCUAAAGGAUUCUGUUACAGACUGAUCCGCAGGGAUUUCUGGGACAGCUCUAUCCCCGACCACGUUGUUCCCGAGAUGCUGCGCUGUCCGUUAGGGAGCACAAUACUGAAAGUGAAGCUACUUGACAUGGGGGAGCCAAGAGCUUUGCUGGCCACUGCCCUUUCCCCGCCUAGUCUGAGCGACAUCGAACGUACCAUCCUUCUACUAAAGGAGGUUGGAGCCCUUGCAGUGAGUGGGCAGAGAGAAGAGGAAAACCCACACGAUGGUGAGCUGACCUUCUUAGGAAGGGUGUUAGCCCAGCUUCCUGUCAGCCAGCAGCUUGGCAAGCUCAUCGUCCUGGGGCACGUGUUUGGCUGUCUAGACGAGUGUCUUAUCAUAGCGGCUGCUCUUUCUUUGAAGAAUUUUUUUGCGAUACCAUUUAGACAGCAUCUUGAUGGAUAUAGGAACAAAGUGAAUUUCUCUGGCAAUAGUAAGAGUGACUGUAUCGCACUUGUGGAGGCCUUUAAAACGUGGCAGGCUUGCAGACAGAGAGGAGAGCUGCGGCACCCAAAGGAUGAACUUGACUGGGGACGGUUACAUUACAUUCAGAUCAAGAGAAUUAGAGAGGUGGCUGAGCUGUACGAAGAGCUGAAGACCCGAAUCUUGCAGUUCAACAUGUGUGUGGACUCCCGGCGGCCCGUGCUUGACCCCGAGUACACAUACAAGCAGCGCUUCAUUCUGCAGGUUGUGCUGGCGGGCGCCUUUUACCCAAACUACUUUACUUUUGGACAGCCUGAUGAAGAGAUGGCAGUGAGGGAGCUGGCCGGCAAAGACCCGAAGACAACCAUCGUGUUGAAGCACAUUCCUCCCUAUGGCUUCCUUUACUAUAAACAGCUCCAGUCUCUCUUUCGGCAGUGUGGUCAAGUCAGAUCCAUUGUGUUUGAUGGCACGAAAGCUUUCGUGGAGUUUUCACGGAAUCCAACAGAGAGAUUUAGGACUCUUCCUGCAGUGUACAUGGCCAUAAAGAUGUCUCAGCUCAAAGUCUCACUGGAGCUCAGCAUUCAUUCCGCGGAGGAAAUUGAAGGGAAGGUGCAAGGAGGGACUGUCUCAAAACUCAGGAACACGAGAGUGAAUGUGGACUUCCAGAAGCAGACAGUCGGCCCCGUGCCCGUCUCAGGUAGCACGGUGGACGGGCCCCAGGCCGCGCCAGAGCUGCUUUUGACCAUUGACGUCACAGAGGUGGUUGAAGUAGGACACUUUUGGGGAUAUAGGAUUGAUGAAAAAAAUGCAGAGAUUCUGAGAAAGCUUACGGCUGAAAUCAACCGCCUGAAGCUGGUGCCCUUGUCUGCUCACCCGCACCCAGACCUGGUCUGUCUGGCCCCGUUUGCGGACUUGGACAAAGAAAGCUACUUCAGGGCUCAGAUCCUCUAUGUCUCCGGAAGUUCUGCUGAGGUGUUCUUUGUAGACUACGGUAAUCGGUCUCAUGUGGACCUACACCUCUUAAUGGAGAUCCCCUGCCGGUUUCUGGAACUUCCGUUUCAGGCUUUGGAAUUUAGGAUCUGCAAGAUGCGGCCCUCGGCCAAGUCUCUGGUUUGCGGUGAGCCCUGGAGUGGCGGGGCCGGCUGGCGGUUCGCCUCCCUGGUGAGUGGCUGUGCGCUCCUGGUCAGGGUCUUCUCUGUGGUGCACAACGUCCUGCACGUAGACGUGUACCGCUGCUCGGGGCUGCAGGCCGCCCUCGACAUCAGAGACGUGCUGGUCCAGGAGGGCUAUGCCGAGCUCGCGGAGGAGUCCUACGAGUCCAAGCAAAGCCACGCAGUUCUCAAGGGUCUCUUUUCCAAAUCAGUAGCAAACACGACAGGUGGGUUUGUGCCGUCCCCCGUGAAAGACGACGAGAAGUUUCUGAUCCGGAUUCUGCUAGAGAGCUUUUCUUCUAACAAGCUGGGUACCCCAAAUUGCAAGGCCGUGCUCCACGGGCCCUUCAACCCCUACGAGCUGAAGUGCCACAGCCUGACCCGGAUCUCCAAGUUCAGGUGCGUCUGGAUCGAGAAGGAGAGCGUCAACUCUGUCGUCAUCAGCGACGCCCCUGCAGACCUGCACCAGAGGAUGCUGGUGGCCGCGUCCUUGUCCAUGAACGCCACCGGCUCCACCAUGCUGCUGAGGGAGACCUCCCUGAUGCCACACAUCCCCGGCCUCCCGGCCCUGCUCAGUAUGCUGUUCACGCCCGUCAUGGAGCUCAGGGUGGACGGGGACGGGAAAUGCUACACUGGAGUCCUCUGUGGCUUGGGAUGGAACCCCACCACAGGGGCCCCCAUCCUGCCAGAGCACGACAUUGAGCUAGCGUUUGAUGUUCAGUUCACCGUCGAAGACAUCGUGGAGAUUAAUAUUCUCAGGGCGACCAUGAACAAGCUAGUGUGUGAUGGACCAGACGGCUCCAAGCACCUGUGGCCAGAGAGAAGCGCGCAGCUACAGGACAGCGCCCGGCAGAAGCUGCUCGGUUUGUUUUGUCAGUCGAAGCCAAGAGAGAAGAUUGUUCCCAAGUGGCACGAGAAGCCCUAUGAGUGGAAUCAGGUGGAUCCCAAACUGGUGAUGGAGCAGGCGGACCGCGAAGGCGGCAGGCGGGGCGGCUCCCUAUACCAGCCCCACAAACUGAUCGUGCUGAGCUCCUGAGUGCACAGAGGGCCGGCCUCUGCCUGGGCGCGUUCCGCCUGCCCACGUUGUCUCUGCCCUGUUCCUCUUCCCUCCGGGUGAUGGUGGGAGAGUGGCAUUUUGUCCAGGUGGGAAGGAUUGGAAGUUUUCUUUGAGAAAAAAUUGUUCUGAAAAAGUCUUUGUUUGGAAAAAGAUCUGUAUUUUGCUCGACGUCUAUCGGGGUGAUGUAAGCAGCUGGUCCUCCGGCUGAGGUUCCAGAAGGCACUUGUUCGCUCAGCUCUGUGACGUGGCUUAACCUGGAGUACAGGGAGACCAGGACUCCGGUUACACCAGGAAAUCUGUGCCUGCUGCUGCUGCUGUUUAAACAACCUGUGGAAUUUUCUGAUUUUGUUUUCCUUGAUGGAAAAAGUCUAAUUUUGGUAAAACUAACUUUCAGUUUUGUAUGUUUUAAGUUUUUAAUUAAGUUACAAUUCUUGGUCCACACUUUGGAAAUCAGAAGCGUUACUUGGGAACUAAUUUAUCUGUGUUAAAACAAUAAAAGCAUC